AUUCAUUGGCUGAUCUGUCAGUCGGGGUUGGAUCUGAUGGAGGAGCUGAAGUCUUUCUCCUGCACUGAAAUAAACAUUAAAUAAAGCGACUUUUUGCAGGAUUAUAAUAGGAUCGGAUCAUUGAUUCAACAGAUGACUGCGAUAAGACUGAAAAGAGUGUUGUGAUGAAGACGAGACGGCGUAAACUCCGCCCAUCAUCCUCCGUCUAAAAUCUGAUCCUGUCGAGGAAAACGUCGCGUGUUAAAUCUUCUGAGGAGCAAACGCCAGCCAUGCCACCUCAGACGUCAGACAUUGUGAAGGUGGCCAUUGAAUGGCCGGGCGCGAAUGCUCAACUCAUUGAAAUUGACCAGAAAAAGCCGUUGUCAUCCAUCAUUAGAGAAGUGUGCGAUGGUUGGUCUCUGUCGGGCUCAGAGCAGUUUGCCCUGCGUUACGCUGAUGGUCAACAGCUUUAUAUUACUGAACAGAGCCGUGGUGAUAUAAAAAAUGGGACCAUACUUCGAUUAGCCAUCUCACCUAUGCGCGCCGCUCGACAGCUGCUGGAGAGAAUCCAGUCUCAUGGGAUCGAUGCCCGUCUGGAGGCUUUGAAGGAGCUCGCUAAACUCUCAGCUGACCCAACGUUUGCUGCUGAAUUCAUUAACAUGGAAGGCUUGGGAACGCUGGCACGUCUGGUUGAGAGUGGCACACAUUUUGGAGAGAUGUUGGCGUUCACUCUCACAGCAUUUCUAGAGCUGAUGGAUCAUGGCAUUGUUUCCUGGGACCUCAUAUCUGUUUCCUUCAUUAAACAGAUUACGGGUUAUGUGAACCAGCCCAUGGUGGAUGUGUCCAUUCUGCAGCGCUCGCUGGCCAUCCUGGAGAGCAUGGUGUUAAACAGUCAUAGUCUGUACCAGCGUGUGGCUCAGGAGAUCACUGUGGGACAGCUCAUCUCUCACCUGCAAGUGUCUAACCAAGAGAUUCAAACAUAUGCCAUCGCUCUGAUCAAUGCCCUGUUCCUCAAGACACCAGAGGACAGACGACAGGAAAUGGCAAGUACACUGGCACAGAAACACCUGCGUGCCAUCAUACUCAAUCACAUCAUCCGCGGGAAUCGACCAGUAAAAGCUGAGAUGGCACAUCAACUCUACGUGCUGCAGGUUUUAACCUUUAAUCUUCUGGAGGAGCGCAUGAUGACCAAAAUGGAUCCUAAUGACCAGGCACAGAGAGAUUUCAUCUUUGAACUACGGAGAAUUGCAUUUGAUGGAGACACUGAUCCCAGCGGGACAGAAAAGAGGAAAGCCAUCUAUACAAAAGACUACAAGAUGCUGGGCUUCACUAAUCCUGUGAAUCCUGCCAUGGAUUUUACUCAGACUCCUCCAGGAAUGCUGGCCUUGGACAACAUGCUGUACCUUGCCAAAAUACAUCAGGACAUAUAUAUCAGAAUCGUUCUAGAAAACAGCAGUCGUGAAGACAAACACGAAUGCCCAUUUGGUCGCUGUGCCAUUGAGUUGACGCGGAUGCUUUGCGAUAUUCUACAGGUCGGAGAACUGCCAAAUGAAGGAUGUAACGACUACCAUCCGAUGUUUUUUACUCAUGAGCGUGCUUGGGAAGAAUUCUUCUGCAUCUGCAUGCAGCUGCUCAACAAGACAUGGAAAGAGAUGAGAGCCACUGCUGAGGAUUUUAACAAGGUGAUGACAGUUGUAAGAGAGCAGAUCACCAGAUCUUUGGCAAUGAAGCCGUUGUCAUUGGAGCAGCUACGAGUCAAACUGCGCAGCCUAAACUAUGCUGAGAUCCUUCGUUUGCGUCAGUCGGAGAGAAUGAGCCAGGAUGAUUUCCAGUCUCCACCCAUAAUUGAGCUUCGAGAGAGAAUCCAACCCGAGAUUUUGGAACUCAUCAAACAGCAGCGACUGAAUCGCUUGUGUGAGGGCAGCUGCUUCCGUAAGCUCGGCAACAGACGGAGACAAGAGAAGUUUUGGUUCUGCCGUCUGUCAUUAAAUCACAAGGUCCUACACUACGGAGAUCUGGAUGAGUCUCCACAGGGUGAAGUUCCUUUCGAAAUGCUUAUGGAUAAAAUCGCUGUGUCUGACAUUAAAGCAGUACUGACAGGGAAAGAUUGUCCUCACAUGAAGGAGAAAAGUGCACUCAAACAGAAUAAGGAAGUGUUGGAGUUGGCGUUCUCCAUUCUCUAUGAUCCAGAUGAAGCUCUCAACUUUGUGGCACCCAACAAAUAUGAGUAUUGUAUCUGGACGGAUGGACUCUCUGCACUUUUGGGGAAGGAGUUGGGGAGCGACCUCACACGAAGUGACCUUGACACAUUAAUGAGCAUGGAAAUGAAGCUCCGCCUCCUCGAUUUGGAAAACAUUACCAUCCCCGAGGCUCCGCCCCCAGUGCCGAAGGAACCCAGCACCUAUAAUUUCACCUAUAACUACGGAUGAGAAGUUUGUCCAUUACCUCUCGUGUUUCCUCUCGCUUGUGAUUUUUCUUCUUUACAGGUGAUGUGUGUAAUUUUUGGGCCGUUACCGUCUCACAGUUUACCAGACAGCCAUUGGUAGGUCGACUUUUGCCACAGUGUUAUGCUCGUUGUUUGAAUGGCUUGGUAUGUCAACUUUCAGCUUAGCCAGUUGAGUCAAUUUGGGUCAGGAUUAAUCUGACCCGUGGCAGAUGGAUGAGAAGAAGGGACAGAAUUGAUCAAAUCACUUUGGGGCUGUGUCAAAAAUUACACACUACAUCUUUAAGCUAAUAUGUGUGCAUUUGCAUUAACAACAUUGAUUUAAAGAGUCAUUUUCGAUCUUUUGUAUGCCCAGUACUUUCUAAAAAAAAGACUUGCAGUUGUUCAAUUCCCUGUCACGUUUAAAAAAUGAUAAACAUCAUUCUGUGUAAAAGACAACUGCAUUUUCACUGUUAGGCUCAAACUUUAACAAAGUUUCUAUGCCUCACUACAGAUAACUAAUAUAUACUGACAUUUGCUACUGUCAAUACAGUCUAUUUUUGUAUAUCAUGUGAAAGACGCUAUACAGUACAUUAAGAACAUGUAAAGGAUGAAAACAAUGUGUUGCUGAAUUCUGACCCAUUAUUAUUAAUAAAGAAACAAAUCAGUUAUGCAGCGUCUCUGAGGCGGUCAGAUAUCAACAUUCAGUAUAAAGUGCACACACCCACUAAGAUUUCAUUUAUAUCAACCAAACAUUUCUGAUGCCUCAUUACAAUACAUGACUGCUUAAAAUAAUACAGAAGAUAACAUUGUGCCAUUCAAAGGAUUUACAUACUAUGGGUCAGUUUCCCGGACAGGAUUUAGAUUAAUCCAGGACUAAGCCUUAGUUAUACUUAUAUUAGGAUAUUAAAGUAGUUUUUACAUACUUAAAACAAUACUGGUGUGCAUCUUGACACAAAACAGUGAUAUUUGUUAAGAUACGUCAGUGCAAGAUGAAAGCUCAAACAUGCAUCUUAGUCUGGGACUAGAAUAAACCCUGUCCGGGAAACCACCCCUUUAUGUGUUAUUCUGCCGGUGUUAGUUUUUAUAUUGCUUUGCAUUAAUAUAAAUAAAGAGAAGAGGUAUAACUUAUAGAUGGAUUACUGACAGAAGUGUAAUUAUUUGUCUCAUUAUAACCUUGUUACAGUUGAUGAUCUUUGUAGAUGUUGUUAGUGGGCAAGUAUCAGUAACUGGGAUUGAAUGAUUGUAUACAUACCUAUGCAGUGCCUUAAGAAAGUAUACAUUCUUUAUUUCUCAAUGUGAUUGAUUUUUGUUUUCAUUUUAGAUUCUUGAAUUUGUGAAUUUCUUUUGAUUGAAUGAUGGACAAGCGGUCAUUGUGUUGAAAUGCUUUCUAAAGGCACUAUAUUAACUCUAUUGUGUUGCAUCAUAACAGUAAUUGUAAUGAAUUUGUGUGCAAUAUUAAAUUGUUUUAAAACCAUGAA
Messenger RNA from Misgurnus anguillicaudatus (oriental weatherfish), 3882 nucleotides. NCBI's taxonomy places the organism in Eukaryota, Metazoa, Chordata, Actinopteri, Cypriniformes, Cobitidae. The record is from RefSeq and is a predicted model, not a curated record.